Molecule: messenger RNA, 1508 nt
Organism: Nelumbo nucifera (sacred lotus)
Lineage: Eukaryota; Viridiplantae; Streptophyta; Magnoliopsida; Proteales; Nelumbonaceae
Product: GDSL-like Lipase/Acylhydrolase superfamily protein
Molecular function (GO): hydrolase activity, acting on ester bonds
Source: RefSeq, a predicted model, not a curated record
GAUGUCUUGGCCUAUCAGUCUACGACCGAUCACUCACUCCUACCACCUUUAUUUUUCUUCUAUCCAUCGACAAUACGUAGCCAAGAUCACCAAGCUCUCUAUAUAAACCCAGCCAUAGCUAAUAACAUCACAUGCACCCAAGAAGCCUUUAAGCACUCUAGUACUACUUCCAACUUAAGCCUUCAAAGAUAUUGUCAAUGAUGGUGAGGGUGGUGAUGAUGUUGGCUUUUGCCAUCGCCAUCUCCAUGCUUGAGCUCUUGCAGGCUUUCCGAGUCGGCCAAUUGAGACAAUUAGCAGCUGAACAUAACAUCACUUGUGUCUUGGUUUUCGGUGAUUCGAGUGUCGACCCCGGGAACAACAACCACCUCGCCACCAGCUUUAAGGGCAACUUCCCUCCCUACGGGAAAGAUUUCUUUGAUGCUCUCCCUACCGGAAGGUUCUCCGAUGGAAGGCUUGCUACAGAUUUUAUUGCGGAAGCAUUGGGUUAUACAAAGAUAAUACCAGGCUUUCUGGACCGGAAUCUCAAGGUUGAAGAUCUCUUACAUGGAGUUAGUUUCGCAUCGGCUGCUUCUGGUUACGAUGAUCUCACCGCCAAUCUGACGAACGUGUUGUCAUUUUCCAAGCAAAUAGAAUACUUCAAACAUUAUAAGCUCCACAUGGGAAGGUUCGUUGGACAGAAGAAAGCAGAGGAAAUCACUCAACAUGCACUCUUUAUAUUGAGUAUGGGGACGAAUGACUUUAUUCAGAACUACUACUUGGAGCCUACUCGCUCCAAGCAAUACAAUUUGGAAGAGUACCUGGAUUACCUCACCAAAUGUAUGGCGGAUGACAUUAAGGCAUUGCAUGCUCUCGGAGCCAGAAGAUUUGUGAUUGUGGGCGUCCCUCCAUUAGGGUGCAUGCCACUAGUGAAGACGCUAAUGGGUGCAACGACAUGUGUGGAUAGUUACAAUAAUGCAGCGCUCUUGUUCAAUUCCAAGGUAAGGAAUUUGCUGCCCAGACUAGGGACGUCGUUAGGGGUGAAAGCUGCAUUCGUGGAUGCAUACGCCAUCAUUCAGCGCACCAUGAACAACCCAUCAAAAUACGGUUUCACUGAGGCUUCAAAGGGGUGCUGUGGGUCAGGGACGAUCGAAUUUGGUGAGACUUGCAGAGGGAUGAGUACAUGUGAGGAUCCACACAAGUAUGUCUUCUGGGAUGCUGUCCAUCCUACAGAGCAAAUGUAUAGAAUUGUGGCCGCCGAUGCCCUCAAAUCCGUCGCCGGAAUGGUUAUUGUCUAGGGAGCCACUGUCAUUACAGAUUAAUUUACAGUAUGUUGGGUUGAGCAUUCUUCUUUCUUUAGUAGGCAAGUGUGAUAGUGGAUAGGUUCAUCUUGUUAUUAGCUUCAAUACAUACACAAGAAUAUUGUAUUACUAGCUGAGUAGCUGUAACCCGUGCCAUGAACGGGAACGGGCUGGUCUUGUUUAGAAAUUAGAAUUGAUGGCUAUUGAGAAUUAAUGGUUAAUUUGUUAAAA